AGAGCGCCACGUGGUUCUCAGCCAGGGGCGUGGUCUGCAGUCCAGUUUGUGAAAGGCCGCUUUAAAGAGCUUCAAACACAUUAAACCCGCUCGGAACCGAGCCGCUCUCACCCCCAGCCAGCUGGAUCGGACCGGUACAGCGCGCCCAGCGGCGGAGCGGCGGAGCGGGAGGAGCGCGAGGAGCGGGAGGAGUGUCCGCGCGCGGAGUGCUCAUCACAAACACACGGCAACUGUGGGACAUCAGAGCCUGCAGUCUGAGCUUCAGCCAGCAGAGGGCAGAUCAAGCAGAGAGGGAGAAGCAGUGAAUCAGCAGAGAGACUGUGGCUCCAACAGUGAGAGCGUGCGUCUCUGUAUGUUGUUGCCGCGUGCUAAAAGGUGGACGUGUCCUGGACUCUCUGUAGAUGUCGGCGGUUGAGCAGGAGGCCCUGUUGGACGACAUCACGUGUGUGGAAAUGGAGAGCAACUCCGUGGAUGAGGGGGAGAUGGUGGCGUCUACGGAAAUCUUCGGAGCCGAUCCUUUACGAACUCUGGGAGAGAUUCUAGCUUACUGUCAGGUCAUGUACGGAGCCAUUCAGAAACUGGACGAGAAGUUAGAGCUGCUGCAGGCCAGAGUGACAAACAUCCAGGCAGACCACCUGAGCCCACCAGUAAAAACUGCACCUCUUCAUUCUGAAGUUGCCGAUGUGGCCUCCAGUUUUCUGAACCUGCAGCGGCGCCUCAGCUCUCCUCCUCCGUCUCCUCCUGUGGAGGACAUGAAGCCGGCCGUCUUCAUUCAAACCCCAGAGAUCCAGACGUUCUUCCAGCCAGCCUCCACCUCCGCAGUGUCCUCCCUCUCUGCUCACGCGCCGCCUCACACCAUGAAGAAAAUGAUGCUCAAAAACCAGCUGAAAAAACCACAGCACCCCUACAGCCACACCAUCAGCCCAGCAGAGCACACAGGCGGCGAGAGGUUCAUCCUCCCCAUCCCGUUCCUGAGGAAGGCCAGCACCAUGCCCAAACCCACGUCCGCCGCCCGCUUCCUCCUGCGCAGCAUCUUCUCCCACCAGGAGCUCGUGCAGGGCAGCACCAAAGGGGACCCGGCCAAAGGCCUGAACAUGCUCGACCCGAACAAGAUCAGCGCCAUACAAGAGUGGCUGCAGAAGAGGUACCCCAAACACGACCUGGGCGACAAGGGCAAAGACUGGAGGGCCUGUCUGACCGUCAUGAACAAAGGAGCCAGGUACAUCCGGCAGAUGGACAAGAAACGCAACGUGAGGAACGUCCAGGGUGUGAACGCUGGCUCAAGACUCGCUCUGGGUUCAUCUUCACUUGAUUUCAAAAUUUCAACACUGACGAGUCCAAACGCAGACGAACAGCCCAGAUCUGCUUCCCCGGUUUCCCACAUGGAGCCGCAGCCGACGGCGGAGAUCGACGUGGAGCUUUCAGACAGCGACCACGACGACCUGCGGGGGCAGAACCUGCUGACCAGCACAUUCAGAGCCGAGUCUGAUCCAGAGAGAAGCACUGACAACGAAGAGUUGUCUGACCAAGAGGACCACGUGUACCUGGGUUGUCCAGACCGAGGCGUGAAGGUGCCCCAGUACGCCAUGUACACAGCCUGGCAGCGGCCCAACGCUCCCCUCGUCGCUCGCUACCUCGUCAAGUUCAUCUUCCCAGAGGACGUGCUCGUGCGGAGCAACGUGUACGGGAACGCCGAGUACGGCAUGGAGCCGCUGGACCACAACAAGAUCACAGCGCUGAGGGAGUAUCUCUGCGAGCGCUUUCCUCAGAUGAAGCUGGAGGAGGACGGUCACGACUGGAAGGCGUGUGUGGACGCCAUCAACAGCUGCAUCCGAAAGACCAGACACAAGUGCAAGAAGCUUAGCCGCUGACCGGCAACACUGUGGAGACGAGAUGCAAGCAAGUGCUCCAGAACCUUCACCGACCAGUAGCUUGGUUCGAGAGUGACGCCUCACUUUCGAGUGCAGGGAAGGUGAAACCGCUUCACGGCCUCGAGGAUCAUUUCCGUAUAACGAGCUGCGACGCUGCUGCAGAAAGACCGAGGUCAUGUUCACUGUCUAGACCAACUUUCCUAUGCAUUUCAAUUUCAUUUAAUGCUUAAAGAAAUAGAUACAGAACUGAGCAAAAGCAUUUAUUUUUCCUUUAUUUGCAAAUAGAAACACUAGCACAUUCCGUGAGUACACUUUUGAUUCUGAAUUAAAAAUAUGUAAAAAGGAAAGCGCCUCAGUUUUUCUUGAAUUCAUACAGUCUGAAGAUUAAGCACCUUUAGGAUCUGAAAAACAGAAAGAAAAACAAACGAAG
Messenger RNA from Pygocentrus nattereri (red-bellied piranha), 2301 nucleotides. RefSeq names its product BEN domain-containing protein 2. Gene Ontology annotation, molecular function: DNA binding. The transcript is spliced from 11 exons. NCBI's taxonomy places the organism in Eukaryota, Metazoa, Chordata, Actinopteri, Characiformes, Serrasalmidae. Bases 402 to 1871 code for a protein of 489 amino acids. The record is from RefSeq and is a predicted model, not a curated record.